AUGCACCGGUCCAUUCCAGACGAGAUUAUUCAAAUUAUCCUCAACUCUCUCGACGAUCCCACCAGCUUCAGCCUCGUUUCAAGACGGUACUAUGCCAUCAGCCGGGACCCAUAUGUCCGGUCUUCGUACUUCCUUGCUCGUCAUGGCAGGACAUAUGCGCUGUACUAUGCUAUGGGGCGGGGGAAGCUUUUGAACGAGAAGGUUAUUGACAUCAUGAUCUCUAGUGGGGCGCAUUUAUCGCGCUACCUCGCCCAGUGUGCGAUCCAUCAUUAUUUCCGCGCACAAGUGCACUUCAUUAAGACCCGAUGGGUCCGAAGUGUCCCCCUUCCUGUCUUCACCCACUUUAUGACGGUCGCCGCCCGCAUGUAUGGUGAUAUUCCGACUGGGAAGGGGGAUGACGACGGGGCCAUCUUCAGCGCAUUGUUGAAGACAAGCCGGUUACCGACCGAGUCCAGGGGAAAGUGGGAGACCCUCAAGGAGGUGGUCGAGAAAUAUAAGUUCAUCCCCUUCUGCGGAAAGGAUCCCAUGAAGGCACAGUUUCCUCUGGUUUUGGCUGUUGAACCUCGUCUACUGCCGUACGCACGCGCUAACGGCUUCGUCAUGGAUCAUACGUUCCGCAAUUUCAUGUUCCGUAAAAUGUUCGAAAAACCUGCCGUGCAAUUUGAUGGCCGCGUGGGCGAGGUGGUGAACAACGUUCACAAAUUGACGAGUCUGGAUCCCAAUAUGUUUGUAACCCGGACUGUAGCAGCAGAAGUGUGUAUGGAAGCGCACCUUAAUGAGCCGGGGUACACGGCGCUCAAGGUCCUAGACAAGGAGGGAGCGCUGAAGUUUAGCUUAGCAUCUGUUGUGGAAGAACUACUCAAGCUGUUCGUAAAUACCCGCUCCAUCGCCAUGUCCAACACACAACCUGUCCUGCGGAAACUUCACUCGGAUUUCCCCUCGGACGACUCGACAGUCCGGGUGGUCAUGCUAUGCAGCGUGUUCUUUGCCGACACUAGCCCUAUCCCCGUCAGUCUGAAUGUCAGGUCGACGUUCUGUGCGCCCCUACGCGAGUACAUCGACAGUUGCAAGGAGAAGACCGAGGAGCUCGGACUUGCUCCUGUCACGCGGAAAGAUCUCUUCGACAUGCUCGUGAACAAGUUCACGCCCGACAGGUUUGUUGGGAUACUUGAGUACGGGCACGAGAUCGUGGGCCUCAGCGCGGAGGAGAUGAAGAAACUCAAGCAGGACGUCGCCCUAGCGUGUCUGGAGGUUGGGUGUAAAGGGAAGAUGCUGAAGAAGCUCGUGGAGGCGGAUCUCGCGCUGCAGGACGCCAUCGCCGCGCAUGUGGUGCAGAACCUGCGACUGAACCUCGACAGCCUCCCCCCUCCCGAGAACGAGGAGGCGUGCCAGCAGUUCGAAGCGAAACUUUGCAGGGAUUUCGUCAUCAGCCGACGGUAUCUUCACACUACCGCCCCAGCCGAUAUCCGGAGAAGGGCGGGUGCCGCCGAUGCAGACCAACUCCAUCAACCUGAAGGCAACCUUCCUGUCCCAGGGGAUGUGGAUCAGGUGAUGGGCGGUGUGGACGGGCCCAAUAAUGCAGACGCCAUCGAAAGCGACGACGAGGAUGAUGACGUCGACAUGGAGGGCGACGCAGAGGAGCUCGGCCAAAUUGGUCAAGACACGCUUACCGCAAUGAUUAGGAAGGAUGAGAUCUCUCCUGUCCGCCGGAGGAGGUUCUACGACAUGUUUGCAACAUACGCUGACCACAUGGGCAAGUUGACAUAUCCGUCAGACUACGUACAAGUUGGCCGAUGGAUCCACAACGAGUUCGGGGCACGUCAUCCUGUGACUGCGAUAUUUAUGCUUCAUGCUGUUGUCAAUGAAAAUGCACAUAUUUUACAGAACAGCCUGUUCAGUGAUAGCAACAACGUCUCUGGACGCAUCCCGGUCACUCUCAAGCACUUCAAGUUGCUCGCAAGGCUGGGGCGGCCUCCCAAUCUCGCGUUGAUUGAUGAUAUCGAGGCUGGCAUCGAAUUUUACUUCGACGAGGACGAUUACCUGUCUGCUGAAGACAGCAAUGGUGUGGCAGGCGGUAGCGGUUCUCGCACGCGUACUCGCAAAGUGAAAGUCGAGACAGACGGCACGCCUAGACCAGCCAGCUCGCUUCCCGCUUCGCCCGAAGCCUCGGGUAGUAGGGGGAAGGGUACUCGCGGCCGGAAGAGACCACGGCGUAGCACGACUAUGGUGAAGUCGUACGCUAUUCCUGACAGCGAUGACGAAAACAUCGCUGAGGAAGAGCGUGGUGUCAUCGAGAGCGACUUUGCAAAGAAGAGGCGUUGUGAGACCAACUUGCAGCAGUGGAUCAAGCAUCUCAGUGCUCUGCUCAAGGAAGAACAGAGGAAGAAGAAACGUGAGCAGGCCGCGGCUGAGCCCGGCGCCAAGAUCCGUGUGCCCAAGAGCGAGUUCUUCAAGUCCUUGGGAACAAAUCUUAACCGUCUUCGCAAGGCAGACAGAGAGAAGCGACAGCAACUGUAUGGCACAGAUGUACCCAGUGAAGACUACAGUGAAGGAGAGGAAGACGAGUACCAGUACCGGACUACGAGAUCGAAGCGAUACAAGGUCGAACAUGUCUGA
Messenger RNA from Fomitopsis serialis, 2616 nucleotides. RefSeq lists its product as uncharacterized. The record is from RefSeq and is a predicted model, not a curated record. Bases 1 to 2616 code for a protein of 871 amino acids. The transcript is spliced from 14 exons. Lineage: Eukaryota; Fungi; Basidiomycota; Agaricomycetes; Polyporales; Fomitopsidaceae.